AUGUCCCAUCACGGAGCUUGCAUUGUCCAUUUGAUGCGGAAUGUUGUGUCGCGAUACGAGAACAAAGGCUUAGCAAAGAUAGUUUGUGAGGCUACAUUCUCUUACUGCCGCAAAGAUUUCGUUCUCUGUUUUGGGAAGAUCAGGCAAGCCAAUGCAGCCUACGCCACUUACCUUGAAGGCAUUGGUACGUCCAAAUGGUCUAGGACUUACUUCCCCGACAAUCGUUACAACCUUCUCACCAGCAACAUUGCUGAGCAGCUCAACCAUGCUCUUACCAAGUCUAGGCCUUCACCUAUCAUCGAGUUGUUCAUGUUUAUUCAGCGAAUGUUAACUCAUUGGUUCUCUGCGAGAAGAACAAAAUCAGCUAAAUGCCACGGUUUUGUCACACCGGAGGUCGAGAAGGUGAUGCAGACACAUAUUAGGCUCACAAAAGGCAGCAAAAUUGCAAACAUCACCGAUUGGAGCUAUCAAGUUAGGGGGCUGUUCGGUCAAGCAAACACUGUCUCUCAUGAAACAAAAGUCUGUACUUGCCAAGUGUUCCAGAAACUCAAAAUCCCUUGCGGCCAUGCUCUGUUAGCUGCGGACUACAUUGGACUCUCCUAUGCCCAACUGUUUGGAGAUUGCUACAAGACACAGUCAUGGAUCGACACCUAUGCAGGAGUCAUAUACCCUGAGGCCCCCUUGGGAGAUCACCCAGUAGCUGAUUCGAUCACAAUGCUCCCCCCCAGACUCGCCGACCAUCUGGACGCCCCAAAGAUAAGCGCGUUGCAUCAACAGGAGAGAUCCCGGUAA
This is a messenger RNA of Brassica napus (rape), 792 nucleotides long. RefSeq lists its product as uncharacterized. The record is from RefSeq and is a predicted model, not a curated record. The transcript has a single exon. Gene Ontology annotation, molecular function: zinc ion binding. The coding region runs from base 1 to 792 and encodes 263 amino acids. NCBI's taxonomy places the organism in Eukaryota, Viridiplantae, Streptophyta, Magnoliopsida, Brassicales, Brassicaceae.